This is a messenger RNA of Pestalotiopsis fici W106-1, 324 nucleotides long. RefSeq lists its product as uncharacterized. Gene Ontology annotation, molecular function: oxidoreductase activity, acting on the CH-OH group of donors, NAD or NADP as acceptor. Gene Ontology annotation, cellular component: cytoplasm. The transcript has a single exon. The record is from RefSeq and is a predicted model, not a curated record. NCBI's taxonomy places the organism in Eukaryota, Fungi, Ascomycota, Sordariomycetes, Amphisphaeriales, Sporocadaceae. The coding region runs from base 1 to 324 and encodes 107 amino acids.
AUGGCUCGAGAAUUUGACGGCAAAGUCGCUCUAGUGACUGGCGCUUCAAGCGGCAUCGGCUCUGCUGUUGCUCGGAUGUUGGCAUCGCGAGGAGCAGACUUGGUUCUUAUGGACAUUUCUGAUGGCAAUGCUCAAGCUCAAAGUCUUGCUGGGGAAUUCGACGUCCGCACCCUCGCCAUCAGCGUGAAUGUGGUUGAUACUAUGGAACUUGAAGAGGCUUUUUCAAAGGCAAUGAAUUGGGCCAAGCAACUCGAUAUCUGCGUCAAUGCCGCUGGCAUCUUCCCCCCUGGCAAGACAAUCGACUCCACGACCGCGUCCAUGUAG